AUGAUGUUUGGAUGCGGCUGUUGGGCUGUCGCUUUCACCCUCGUUUCUCUCGCUGGGAAAAACAACCUGGCCUCAUCGCUGACCUUUGCGCAAGAGCACCCCCUCUUUAUCACCGAUGUGGCUCUAUCAGCUCUCUGUUCGGGUCUCGGCCAAAUCCUCAUCUUUUUAACUAUCUCCCACUUCGGUGCCGCUACCUUUGUGAUACUCAUGACAAUCCGACAAGCCCUCUCCAUUCUGGUGUCUUGCCUUCUGUUUGAUCAUCCCAUGAACUCUAUAGGUCUGCUUGGCUUUUGUGUCACUUUUAGCGCUGUAUUCUUUCGUAUUUUGUGCCGUAAGAGACGGCCUGCCCCGGUCAACAACUCAUCCUGA
Molecule: messenger RNA, 369 nt
Organism: Dibothriocephalus latus
Lineage: Eukaryota; Metazoa; Platyhelminthes; Cestoda; Diphyllobothriidea; Diphyllobothriidae
Source: the annotation of a GenBank genome assembly